ACUGCAAAAAUACUAUCAUCAAAAUUUUCAGUUUAAUUAUACCUUCUUCUUAUAGAAGUUUAACUAACAUAACUAACUUCAUAGCACAACACAAUAACAAGAAAAUGAUCAUGGCUUUAAUCAACAAGUCAACUACUCUUUUAACCCUAGCUCUAUUCUUGUUCUUACAAUUUUUCACUAUCAAUGGUCAUGGUGGUGUUGAUCAUGAUUCAGAUAACGAGAAUACUAAUUUGCGCGCAAAGGGAUUGAUUCUUGUUAAAGUUUAUUGCUUGAUCAUAAUGUUCGUGAGCACAUUUGCUGGUGGAGUUUCGCCAUAUUUUUAUCGAUGGAACGAGAGUUUUCUAUUGUUAGGGACUCAAUUUGCUGGUGGUGUUUUUUUAGGGACUUCUUUGAUGCAUUUCUUGAGUGAUUCUGCUGCAACUUUUGCUGUACUUACUGAGAAAGAGUACCCCUUUUCCUUCAUGUUGGCUUCUGCAGGCUACCUUCUCACCAUGUUUAGUGACUGCAUUAUCAUGUUUGUGACAAAGAGUCAUGAAUCAAGUGAGGCCAAAGUUGAAGUAGAACAAGGAAGGUCAGGUAAUAAUACUGAGGAGGGACAUAGGGAAGCAAAUCCUUUUCUCAAGACAACUUCACUUGGGGACACAAUACUUCUCAUUCUUGCAUUGUGUUUUCACUCUAUUUUUGAAGGCAUUGCUGUUGGGGUAUCAGCUACAAAGGGAGAAGCAUGGAGAAAUUUAUGGACAAUAUCAUUGCACAAGAUAUUUGCAGCAAUUGCAAUGGGAAUUGCACUUCUAAGAAUGAUACCAAAGAGGCCAUUUCUACUUACUUGUGCUUACUCUUUUGCCUUUGCUAUUUCAAGCCCUAUAGGUGUUGGAAUAGGAAUUGCAAUUGAUGCUACAAGUGAAGGAAAAACAGCAGAUUGGACUUAUGCCAUUUCCAUGGCAAUUGCUUGUGGAGUUUUCAUAUAUGUGGCAAUAAAUCACCUUAUUUUAAAAGGUUUUAGGCCACAAAACAAAUGUUAUUUUGACACUCAAUUCUUCAAGUUUUUUGCUGUGUUUUCAGGAGUUGGGACUAUUGCUAUAGUCAUGAUAUGGGACUAAGAUCAUUCGUUUUCUUUAAUUUCACCGGCUUUAAUUUGUUAAUCUUUUUGUGUCUUUUCUUCUUUUGAAAUUCAAUUAUGUUAUCGGAAACAAUCUCUCUACCUCCAUAAGGUAGGGGUAAGAUAUGCGUACACAUUAUCCUUCCCAGACCUCACAUGGGGAUUACACUGGUUUUUUUUUUAUUGUUGUGUUGUAAAUUCAAUUAUGUGUGGAUGUACUUUUUUCAGUAUAAAAAUAAUUGUUGUGUUUUUAUAUA
Nicotiana attenuata is the source of this 1356-nucleotide messenger RNA. RefSeq names its product zinc transporter 2-like. The transcript has 3 exons. Bases 105 to 1100 code for a protein of 331 amino acids. Gene Ontology annotation, biological process: zinc ion transmembrane transport. Lineage: Eukaryota; Viridiplantae; Streptophyta; Magnoliopsida; Solanales; Solanaceae. Gene Ontology annotation, molecular function: zinc ion transmembrane transporter activity. The record is from RefSeq and is a predicted model, not a curated record. Gene Ontology annotation, cellular component: membrane.